This is a messenger RNA of Centruroides sculpturatus (bark scorpion), 977 nucleotides long. Its product is annotated as ADP-ribosylation factor-like protein 16. Lineage: Eukaryota; Metazoa; Arthropoda; Arachnida; Scorpiones; Buthidae. The transcript has a single exon. Gene Ontology annotation, molecular function: GTP binding; GTPase activity. The record is from RefSeq and is a predicted model, not a curated record. The coding region runs from base 94 to 603 and encodes 169 amino acids.
AUAGUGUUACAGUACAUUUUAGUCGUCUGCUGUCAUUUGUGUAUAGUGGUGAAUGUUUGUUUAAGAAAAUCCCAAACUUAUUAUUUAUUUAACAUGAUUUUAUGUCUCGGACCAUCCGGAUCAGGUAAGACUGUUUUAUUAAAAACUUUGCAAGAGGAUAUAUACAGUGAUGUAGAAGAGCUUCCUUCAACGAUUCCCACAGUUGGGACUAACAUUAUAAACGUUAAAACAAACAAUAAUAAUUCAGUGACAGUUCACGAAUUAGGAGGCGAAAUGGCACCAAUAUGGGAUAACCAUUUGAAUUCUUGUCAACAUUUGUUGUAUGUGAUUGAUAUUAGCAACUUGCAACAAGUUAGUUGUGCUUGCAUUUUGCUGUUGGAAAUAUUAUCCAAGUUAGAGCUAGAAAAUAUGAAUGUGUUAAUUGUGUUGAAUAAAACUGAUGCUAUGAACACACUGACAAUGAAUGAAAUGAAAGGAUUACUUAGGUUAGAUGAUAUAAGUAAAUAUGCUAAACAGAGAAUUGAUGUCGUCGAAACGAGUUGUGUUUUGGGUGAAGGAUUAGAAUUUAUAAGAGAUUGGUUGAGUCAAGUAAAUGUGUCUUAAACUGUCGACUUUAUAUAUCGCAGUGGAGCACCCAGAGGGAUGCGGAGGGCCCUUGCACCCUCCAAAGAAAAAGUAAAACAAACACUAGAAAAUUUUCCGAAAACCUUUUCCUAAUUAAAAUUCAUCUUUUAUUUAUACUGUCAUAUAUUCUGUUUCUAUACUACGUAUGAAUUAGUGGUCACGUGAGGUGGGAAUUUUAUUGAAUUUGCAUUAAAAUUUUUUUAUCCGUUUAACUCUGCUCCCCGAGAUUAAAUUCCAAGUGUGCCACUGAUAUAUCAUAUAUAGAUAAUUUUGUAUAUACACAGUGUAAAUAUGAAAAAGUAACACAGUUGAAAAUUGAAAUAAUGACAUUGCAGCAUUAUUUGUAUUGUAUU